Elgaria multicarinata webbii is the source of this 579-nucleotide messenger RNA. Its product is annotated as C-type lectin lectoxin-Thr1-like. The transcript has 6 exons. Gene Ontology annotation, molecular function: signaling receptor activity. The record is from RefSeq and is a predicted model, not a curated record. Bases 52 to 579 code for a protein of 175 amino acids. NCBI's taxonomy places the organism in Eukaryota, Metazoa, Chordata, Lepidosauria, Squamata, Anguidae.
GCCAGACCAAGCAGACUUUUGGACACGGAGAGGUGAAAGAGCAGCCAGGAGAUGGGCCCCACUUCUUUCAUCACCCUUAGCUUCCUUGUCUAUUUGGCUGCUAGUCCCUUCCUAGAAGCAACUGAGGUGUUGAAGGGCUAUGCCUGCCCAGAGUUCUGGGACUUCUUUGAGGACAACUGCUACAGGUAUUUCUCUGAGAAGAAGGCCUGGAAAGAAGCUGAGGAUGUAUGCCAGAGCUUGGGUACCCACCUGGUCUCCAUCCAGAGCAAGCAAGAAUCCUGCCAUCUCAGGAAGUACCUGACCAAAUUUCUGCCCAAUGGUGACGUCUGGAUAGGGCUCCACAAUCCUCAGAAGACUCCUGGAAGCGCAUUCUGGCAGUGGACGGACAGCCUCGCGCUCAAGCACAGCGCAUGGAAUCCAGGGCAACCCAACAAUUAUGCCAACACUGGCGAGUUUUGCGCAGAGCUGUGGAAAUCCACAGACUUUAAGAAGUGGAAUGACGAGAUGUGCAAUCGUAAAAACAGCUUCGUGUGCAAAGCGACGGUGGAGUCCAUACAAGAGGAAUUUGCCUGCAAGUGA